Molecule: messenger RNA, 1831 nt
Organism: Lagopus muta (rock ptarmigan)
Lineage: Eukaryota; Metazoa; Chordata; Aves; Galliformes; Phasianidae
Product: splicing factor 3A subunit 2-like
Exons: 2
Coding region: 274-1584 (436 amino acids)
Source: RefSeq, a predicted model, not a curated record
ACGCCUGUGGGGCUCCAGCACGGCAGGCAGCCAAGGAUUUUGGCCCGGCCUUCCCUGCAGGCACUUCUGCACCCAAAGGCUGAGGACAACUUUCCAUCACACGCUGCCAUCUACGCAGCUGCGGAGCAGAGUUAUGCAAGUUGCAGAGCUGCCAGGUGGGCAGCUGGCUGGCGCUCAGCAUCCCAGCACCAUCUCAGCACCAUUCCAGCACAUCCCACAACAUGACAGAACAUCCCAGCACCAUCUCAGCACCAUUCCAGCACAUCCCACAACAUGACAGAACAUCCCAGCACCAUCUCAGCACCAUUCCAGCACAUCCCACAACAUGACAGAACAUCCCAGCACCAUCUCAGCACCAUUCCAGCACAUCCCACACCAUCACAGAACAUCCCAGCACCAUCUCAGCACCAUUCCAGCACAUCCCACACCAUCACAGAACAUCCCAGCACCAUCUCAGCACCAUUCCAGCACAUCCCACACCAUCACAGAACAUCCCAGCACAACCCAGCACAUCCCAGCCCCAUACCAGCACCAUCCAAGGACACCCCAGCUUCAUUCCACAACAUCCCACCAUACCCCAGAACCAUCCCACACAUUCCCAGAACCAUCCCAGCACAUGUCAGCACCAUCACAGCACAUCCCAGUACCAUCCCACAACAUCCCAGCAACAUUCAAGCACAUCCCAGCAUAGCCCAGGUCCAUCCUAGGUCCAUCCCAGAACAUCCCAGCACAUUCCAGCCCGAUCCAAGCACAUCCCAGCCCCAUACCAGCACAAUCCCACACCAUCCCAGUUCAUCCCAGCACAUCCCAGACCAUUACAGAACAUACCAUCACAUCCCAGCACAUCCCACACCAUUACAGAACAUACCAUCACAUGCCAGCACAUCCCAGCACCACUCCACAACAUCCCAGCAAGUCCAAGCACAGUCCCAGCACAUCACAGCAAAUCCCAGCAUCAUCCCACACAAUCCCUGCACAACCCAGCACCACCCCAGCUGCAUCCCACGCCAUCCCAGCACAACCCAGACAUCCCAUACUAUUCCUCACGAUCCCAGCACCGCCCAGCCCCAUCACACACCAUCCCACACCAUCACAGAACAUCCCAGCACCAUCCCACAAUUCCCCAGCAUGCCCAAGGACGAUCCCAGCACAUCCCAGCACAUUUCAACCCAGCCGCUGCAUCCCACAACAUCCUACCACAUCCCAGCUCCAUCCCAGCACCAUCACAGGACAUCCCAGCACCAGCCCACCGCUUCACAGCAAAUCCCAGAACCAUCCCACACCUUCCCAGCACCAUCCCAGAACACCCCAGAACACCCCAGCACAUCCCAGCCUCAUUGCAGUACCAUCCCAGCCCCAUCCCAUCACCUUCCCACACCAUCCCAGCACAACCCAGAACCUUCCAACACCUUCCCAGCUCAUUCCAGCACAUCCCACCACAUCCCAGCAUCAUCCCACGUCAUCCCUGCACAACCCAGGAUCAUCCCAGUACAUUCCAGCAUCACUGAAGCACAUCCCAGCACAGCCCAGGUCCAUCCCAGUACCAUCCCAGUGCAUCCCAGCAACAUCCCAGCCCCAUCCUAGCUCAUCCCAGCCACAUCACAUCACAUCCCAGCCCCAUCCCACACCAUCUCACGCCAUCACAGAACAUCCCAGACCAUCCCAGCACAACCCAGCACGUCCCACACAAAUCCAUACCAUCCCAGCACGUCCCAGCACAUUCCAGCCCCAUCCCAGCACAUCCAAACCCCAUCCCAGACCAUCCCAGUACGCCCCAGCACAUCCCACUACCAUCCCAUCACAAUCCCAUACUAUCCCAGUACGCCCCAGC